Pteropus alecto (black flying fox) is the source of this 5165-nucleotide messenger RNA. RefSeq names its product DnaJ heat shock protein family (Hsp40) member C3 (gene DNAJC3). The transcript has 12 exons. Gene Ontology annotation, molecular function: protein-folding chaperone binding; misfolded protein binding. The coding region runs from base 132 to 1646 and encodes 504 amino acids. Lineage: Eukaryota; Metazoa; Chordata; Mammalia; Chiroptera; Pteropodidae. Gene Ontology annotation, biological process: protein folding in endoplasmic reticulum. Gene Ontology annotation, cellular component: endoplasmic reticulum. The record is from RefSeq and is a predicted model, not a curated record.
UUCCUCUGCUGGGUGCCAGCUGCUGCUUAGGCCUGAACGAGAGCGGACUGCGGGCGGGCGCAGCUGCAUUUAGACAGCCAGCGGGGGCUGGUGGGCCCCGCACCCUUGCUUCUCACCGCCGCGCCCUCGGAAUGGUGGCCCUCGGCUCUGUGACUAGCCGACUGGGCUCGGUGUUUCCCUUCCUACUGGUCCUGGUGGACCUGCAGUACGAAGGUGCUGAAUGUGGAGUAAAUGCAGAUGUUGAGAAACAUCUUGAAUUGGGCAAGAAAUUACUUGCAGCUGGACAGCUAGCCGAUGCUUUAUCACAGUUUCAUGCAGCAGUAGAUGGUGACCCAGAUAACUAUAUUGCUUACUAUCGGAGAGCUACUGUCUUUUUAGCUAUGGGCAAAUCGAAAGCAGCACUUCCUGAUUUAAGUAAAGUGAUUGAAUUGAAGAUGGAUUUCACUGCAGCAAGAUUACAGAGAGGUCACUUAUUACUCAAACAAGGAAAACUUGAUGAAGCAGAAGAUGAUUUUAAAAAAGUGCUCAAAUCUAAUCCAAGUGAAAAUGAAGAAAAGGAAGCCCAGUCCCAACUUAUAAAAUCUGAUGAAAUGCAGCGUUUGCGUUCACAGGCACUUGAUGCUUUUGAAAGCUCGGAUUAUACUGCUGCUAUAACCUUCCUUGAUAAGAUUUUAGAGGUUUGUGUUUGGGAUGCAGAACUACGAGAACUUCGAGCUGAAUGUUUUAUAAAAGAAGGUGAACCUAGGAAAGCAAUAAGUGACUUAAAAGCUGCAUCAAAAUUGAAGAAUGAUAAUACUGAGGCUUUUUAUAAAAUCAGCACACUGUACUAUCAACUAGGAGACCAUGAACUGUCCCUCAGUGAAGUUCGUGAAUGUCUUAAACUUGACCAGGAUCAUAAAAGGUGUUUUGCACACUAUAAACAAGUAAAGAAACUUAAUAAGCUGAUUGAGACAGCUGAAGAGCUCAUCAGAGAUGGCAGAUACACAGAUGCGACCAGCAAAUAUGAAUCUGUCAUGAAAACAGAACCAAGUGUUUCUGAAUAUAUAAUUCGUUCAAAAGAAAGGAUUUGCCACUGCUUCUCUAAGGAUGAGAAGCCUGUUGAAGCUAUUCGAGUGUGUUCUGAAGUUUUACAGAUGGAACCUGAAAAUGUGAAUGCUCUGAAAGAUCGAGCAGAGGCCUAUUUAAUAGAAGAAAUGUAUGAUGAAGCUAUCCAGGAUUAUGAAACUGCUCAGGAACACAAUGAAAAUGAUCAGCAGAUUCGGGAAGGUCUAGAGAAAGCACAGAGACUACUGAAACAGUCACAAAAACGAGAUUACUAUAAAAUCUUGGGAGUAAAAAGAAAUGCCAAAAAGCAAGAAAUCAUUAAAGCAUACCGAAAAUUAGCACUGCAGUGGCACCCAGAUAACUUCCAGAAUGAAGAAGAAAAGAAAAAAGCUGAGAAAAAAUUCAUUGACAUAGCAGCUGCUAAAGAAGUCCUCUCUGAUCCAGAAAUGAGGAAGAAGUUUGACGACGGAGAAGAUCCCCUGGAUGCAGAGAACCAACAAGGAGGUGGCGGCAACCCUUUCCACAGAAGCUGGAACUCAUGGCAAGGGUUCAAUCCCUUCAGCUCAGGUGGACCUUUUAGAUUUAAAUUCCACUUCAAUUAAACCGGCUGUUGUUUUUUUUUUUUUUUCUCUUCUUCCUUAAUUUUUUAAAGAUUAAAAACAAACAAACCCUGUUCCAGGAUCCUAAUGAAAAAACAAAUUUCAAAUCUUUGUUUGUCCAUGACCAAAGAGUUAUUUUAAGAAGAAAAAUCUCUUCGUAUCCAUUUUAGACUUGAGGCUGAUGAAGGAAGGGAGGUAAGGAAUGGUCCUGUUUCUGACAAAGCGGCCUAUGUAUCUGUUGUGAAUGUCUGGAAGAAGGGGUCUGAAGCAGGCCCACCCAUGGCAGUGCUCACAUAUUUUGUAUUUUUCUGUACUGGAGUAUGCAGAAAUUUUCUUCACAGCCUUGCAUAGUAUGUCAGUGCCUAUGUGUGGAAGGAGCUAUAAUCUUCACGAGAACAGCUUGUAUUUCAGCAUUCUUAAUGAGAAUAUUAACAUCUGGAGCUGUAUGUUCUUAGGGACAGCUUUGCUUAGAUUUUGGUCAGUCCAAUCACUUGCAAACAUUUGUUAAAUUUCAGGGGCAGCUGCAUUUCCAUCUCCCUACUAGCGUGAACAUGGCUGUCACUGAAGGAGGGGCAGAGCCAAUCUUAUAGAGAAACUGCUACCAAAUUGUUCAGUACCUGCAACAGAAUACUGAAAUAGAAUUGCAAAACCUCUGGGCCUUUUUGUUUAAUAUGAAACACAACAAAUUAAGUUAAGGUCAGGUAAUACAGCAGUGGUAUUAUUUAAAAUAUUGCUGAAGUGCAGAGUGAAAUACUUUAAGUGAAGUAUUUCCAAUAACAGGAUUGACUUAGAAAUGUAAAGUUGCUUAGUCAACGUAAAUAGAAUGCCCCUUUCCCACUUUUAAUGAAUACAGUGACACAGCUUCUCUUACCUCCUGGCUGCCCCUCUUGGACUAUAGUGACUCCACAUGGAACCUGUCGAAGGUGGGCGCUAAACAGUGGACCUGCCCUAUUACUAGACCAGGACGCCUCUAGAUUUCCUCCUGCCAAUAAAAAAAAUACAGGUUUACAAAUCUAGUUGGCUCUGGCUGUAUUAUCAAGAUGGCAACUCUUCUUGGGAUACCUUCUUAGCUUUUAAGAAAUGAACUAUUCAAUCUUUGUAUAUUUGAUAAUUUUUUCCCUAAGAAAUGGGUGUUACUUUAAUCAAGAACAUUAAAUAUUUAUGAAACUAUUGAUGCUGCAUUUAAAAUCUAAUAAUUACUUUAAAGAAUUAUUACCUUUAUUCUAGAAAGGUUUUUGUCUCAGCAUUUUAAGCAGUAUGGGUCUAAUACAUUGUUUUUAUGAAAUCAAGCAUUUUAAUUUUUAGUUGUGGGAGGUAUCCUGACUAGUAAUGUCUACAGCAGCCAAGCACAAAUCAUUUUCUUCUACAGCCAUCCUGAAACAUAUGUGGAAAAUAUUUUUUUUUAAACAGACAAAAAUCACAUAGUUUAGUUGGGUAAAACACAUAAGUGCUUUUUGCAUCUAUUUCUUACCAAUAAACUUAACAAUGCAUUUUGAAAACCAGUGAACAACUUGCAGCUUUCAUUUUGUUUCAAUGUCUCAAAAUUCAAGCCAGUGCAAAAAUAAUUUCCAAGGGAAAUUCAUUUUAUUUAAUCAGUUUUAUCAGAAAUAUUUUUUCCAAUCUUAUGUCACUGUGACCUCUUUGAAAUCUAGCAAUGGCCUCUACCUUCUUUCAAAACUAAGAAUUUUCACACACAGUCAGAACAAAGGAAAUAUCAAAUCACUUGCCCUUCCAUUCAGAGGAGAGGAUCCUAAGUUGCCAACACCAUGGGGUCAGAAGAAUUGCAGGCUGGGCCACAUGGAUACAUGUCUUGGACACCCAUUACCUCACUGCCUGCAAACCUGCUGCCCAGAGAGUUGUUUGCAUUAUUUUUUCUCUACUUGUAAUAACCAUAAUUCUUGUUCAUAAAGUCUUACCAUGGAUUUAAUUGAGUCAUUAUAACAGAAAUGUGCAGUUUCUUGCCUGUUUUCACUGUAGAGUAAAAGCUAUAAUGCCAACUGCCAAUGCCUCUGAGGAAAAUUCUCUGGAAUCUGUUUUGCUGAUCGAUGAAGAAAACAACCCUUCAGUCUUGAUGGGCAUCAGCAGGCUUCUGGUAUCCACCUGAAUGGGAAAAGUCACACCAUGUUUCCUUAACAGUGACUGUGAAAAAACAUGUAUAAAGGGAUAGUUGUUCCUCUUUCUGGCUAGAUGGAGAUCAUGAUGCAAUGGAAAGCAGGUGACCAAGAAAGCACUUGACUUGUUUGGGCUGCUUUCACUUACCACUCUCUAGUCUGUUUUUGGAGACAGCACGUGCUGGGUAACCUUUAUGGCUCUUUCUGAAAAAGUAAAAUCAGAAGGGCACUCUGCCUUACCUGUAGGAUGUUUCCUUCUUAAACUCCUCCAUUCCUUUUUGGUGAGCUCCAGAAGUGAAGUAUUGCUAGUCUAUAUACAUUGUGGAUAUUUUCCACAGCAGCAAGUAUUAAACAUAUCAGCCUAUACAUGUGACAGAGUUAUAAAAAGAGAAUAAUUUAUUGCCCAUUAUUGAAAGUUUAUGCUUUCUUACCAUGGAUAAAUGAAAACAUCUUCAAUACCUUACUGAUGUGAAUUGGAUGUAACAUAAUACUAAUUUUAAAAUGUCUUCGUCAGUAUUAAAAGUUUAUUUUAAAUAUCAGUAUGGAAUCAUAAUUUUGGGGGACUCUGAUAGUGGAAUGUAAAAACUACCCUCAAGUUUUUUAAGAGAAAAAUACUACUGAUAACGGAGUAGAAAAAAAAAGUUAGCAGAAUUACAAUUUCAAAUUGGCACCAUUUCUAUUCAUGGUGAAAAAUGAAAAUGAAAGAUUUCACCUUUUAAGAUAUGAAAUUGGUCAGAAUUGUAUGUGAUUUACCAUGAAAAAAAAUGCAUUAAGAUGCUUAAGUUAAAAAUGGUUCCCGUCAGGUCUAUGUUAGAGCCAUGUUCCUCAAAGGUACAGGGCAUUGGUGACAGGCCUUGCAAAAAGUUUGCAUUGAGUACACAUCAGUGGUAUAACCUAGAGAAAUUCAUGGAAUUUUACUGAAUGUAAUUUACUUUUCCAUAUUUAUAAAGGAAGAAGGCAAAUGCUAAUUUGUCAACAAAUAAUAUCCUUAUUCUAAAUUAAAUCAGAUCAUUCCUUUUAGCAGCAGAGUUUAUUCUUAAUGGCAAAUGUUAUAAUUUUUUUAAUGGAUGAUCUCAUUUGCUGAAUGAUUUAAGAGUAAAAUUAGCCACUGCGUGGCUUUGUGUAUAGUAACAGGUUUUGUUGCACUCAUCUGUGGUUGAACCUCUUACCUGCUGUGGAAAGCAGAGAAGAUAAAAACUAGAGACAUUUGAGAAGUUAAGAUGUUACUCCUAUAAGACUACAGUUUGUUUUGAAUGAGACAAGACUAAGUAACCUAAUCCAUCUCAAUUUAGUUUUAAUAAAGUAACUGAAAAUUAUUUGAAAUGGGUCUCAGACAUGUCACAAAUAUGGGUACUAUUUUUAUGCCCGUGUAUUUUCACAUUUAAUAAAAAUAUUUAUGGUUAAAAUAGUA